AUGUCGCACAGACAACACUCGCACAAUGUGAGCACAAGCUCGGCUGACACGAUUUACGUCGAGCAGCCAACAAGCCCUUUCAUCCCUGGAUCCGACAAGAGACAAAGCCUGGGAUCGUACAAAGCGUACCAGUCAACGUUUGUUUCUGUCGAUGACGUCCCUCCUAGCGAGCCUGCUUUGAGCAGCAACGGAGACUCCAGACGCUCUGUUCCUUCGCGCUGGAGCAGGAUCUCCGAGAAAUCACACAUCAAGUCCGAAACGUUCUCGCCAUCUGGUUCUUGGACUUUUGAGAUUGUCAGUGUUUGUGUAACUAUCCUUGCCGCAGCCGCCAUCAUUGGUGUUCUUGCAGCAUACGACGGGAAGCCACUGGCAUCAUGGCACUUCCAAAUCACCAUCAACGCCGUUAUCGCCUUGUUGGCCACCGUUGCAACUGCAACUAUGGGAGUUGUUCUCUCUAGCGGUAUCUCUCAGUUGAAAUGGAUCCAUUUCAAGAGACGCCGUGAGCCGUUGUCGGACAUGGAGGUUUUUGAUGAUGCCAGUCGAGGAACUUGGGGAGCUCUCAUGAUGCUUAUUAAGUUUCGAGGAGGUCUUCUUGGAUCUUUUGGCGCAUUCAUUGCUAUCUUGACCCUUGCGUUCAGCCCCUUUGCCCAACAAAUCGCCACGUUCCACGCGCGUACAACCAACUCCUCAGAAGGAGCCAUCAACCUCCGGGCCGAGGAAUACUUGAUUGCUCUCAGUAGCCAAACUGCAUCUGAAGGAUUCAUCCCUAUCCUUCCUUUCAAGGCUGCUGUGUACAAUGGUCUCUUCGCCGAGAACGGCAAGCCUUGGCUGAGUCUCCCUGUCAACUGUCAGACGGGUAACUGCACUUGGGAGCCUUUCGAGACCCUCGGUGUCUGCAACACAUGCGUUGACAUGUCCGAGUUCAUGACCCGAUCAUGUGAGGAUGGAUCGACCCCUGAAGGCGACAUGACGGAGUGCGGCUGGUCAGUCCCAGUCGGUGCCCGACUCAAAACGCACGCCGAUGUGUUCAGCAUGACACCCAUCUUUCCUCAAGGACUCGGGGACAUGUCUUACUCAACCAUCAUGAAGCUUGUUUUCAUGGGCACUGAGAAACAAGGAGGCGUCGCUGGCGCCCUCGCACCCUGGGCUCGGCAGUGUACCCUCCAAGCCUGUGUUCAGACUCUGGACUCCGAGAUCAUCAACGGAGAGCUCAAAGAGACCAUUGUCCAUACCAGCACCAACGAUUCAAUCGCUACGGCAACUCAAGAUACCCUUGAACCCAUCUAUAUUUCGGGCCAGAGUGACAAGGAGUCCUAUCCGAUCGAUAUGAAAGUCAUGAUGGGCAUACGUUCAUGGUUCUCGGAUCUGUUUCGCAGUGGGUCGGCGUCACGAAAUGAAGAGGUCAUCAACAAGAACAUCACGACUCCAGACAAUGUCAUUGUCAAUCUCACCGUCGGUAUCUCAAGCGGUGAGACGUUCUUUGACACCGACAUUGUCCAGGCUUUUUACUGGAACUACUACGAAUACCCAACUGGAAUUGAUAUGCUUAUGAACGAUCUUGCGACCAGUGUCACCGUCAGUUUCAGGAGUUUCAAUGGCACCAAAGUCACAGGCAUAGCGCACACUAUUGAAAGCUACGUCCACGUUGAGUGGAGUUUCCUGGCCGUUCCGCUCCUUACUGUCUUGUUGACUACCCUGUUUCUGAGCGCCGCAAUCUACCAGACGUACCGUCAUAAAGCUAGUCUAUGGAAGAGCAGUGUACUGGCCACCCUGGUUCACGGUCUAGACGGCAAUGCCAGGGAAAGACUGGAGGACCUUGGAGGCUUAAGAGAGCAGCAGAAAGAGGCUAAGUCUGUAAAGGUACACCUUGAUGACGGUGACGCUGGGCUUCUGAGGCUAUACAAGUACGAUGAUAUCUGA
Messenger RNA from Colletotrichum phormii, 1920 nucleotides. RefSeq lists its product as uncharacterized. The transcript is spliced from 2 exons. Lineage: Eukaryota; Fungi; Ascomycota; Sordariomycetes; Glomerellales; Glomerellaceae. The record is from RefSeq and is a predicted model, not a curated record. The coding region runs from base 1 to 1920 and encodes 639 amino acids.